Molecule: messenger RNA, 3513 nt
Organism: Asterias rubens (European starfish)
Lineage: Eukaryota; Metazoa; Echinodermata; Asteroidea; Forcipulatida; Asteriidae
Product: E3 ubiquitin-protein ligase MIB2-like
Exons: 22
Coding region: 294-3455 (1053 amino acids)
Biological process (GO): protein ubiquitination
Cellular component (GO): cytoplasm
Molecular function (GO): protein binding; ubiquitin-protein transferase activity; zinc ion binding
Source: RefSeq, a predicted model, not a curated record
UACGCACAACUUGUUUUAUUUCAUAAGAAAUAUGGCUGCUCUGAAAUAAAGUGUGUCAACACACCCCGGUCAUUUCACUCUUCGGAACACGGCUGACAAAUUGGUAGUAUAUCGCAGAUGUUUCAGAGAAAAGGAGGCCAGAAUUCUGUUGGUUGAAAAGUUGUUAUCAUUUGGUCAGAAGACUUUUUCAUUAUAAAUAAAACCGAAUAGAUCAUCAUCAAGUAAAUUCAACAAAAGAACAGUGAUUGCAAAAAGACAACAGCUUUCAUCAAUCUGAGCGGGACGCAUUCGCCAUGGAAGUUGGGCUGCGCGUAGUCCGUGGCCCAGACUGGAAAUGGACCAAUCAGGAUGACGGGGAGGGCCACGUCGGAACCGUUGUUGAAAUCGGUAAAGCUGGAAGCACAACAUCCCCGGACAAGACAGUCGUUGUUCAGUGGGACAGCGGGACCAGGACGAACUACAGGACCGGGUACCAGGGAGCCCAUGAUCUUGCACUAUAUGAUAAUGCUGUAGUAGGUGUCAAACACCCCAAUAUAAUCUGCGAUGCCUGCAAACGUCACGGCAUCAAAGGAAUGAGGUGGAAAUGUAUCGAUUGCCAUGACUACGACCUUUGUACAGUCUGCUACAUGAGCGACAAACACGAUUUGAGUCACUCCUUCAUGAGAUUUGUAUCGCAGAGUUCUAUAGGAGUGAGAGUCGCGAAGCGGCAGAAAUCAACCAAGAUUACUCUGAGAGGGUUAUUUCCGGGGGCAAAGGUCGUCAGGGGGCCAGACUGGGAUUGGGCCAAUCAGGACGGUGGAGAAGGUAAAAUGGGGAAGAUCACAGACAUCAGAGGCUGGGAUGUGGAGUCUGGUCGGAGUGUCGCCAACGUCUUGUGGUCAGGUGGGGGAACUAAUGUCUACAGGGUGGGCCACAAGGGCAAAGUAGACCUCAAGUACACUCAAGAUGCUAUCGGGGGAUAUUACUACAAGGAGAGUCUGCCAAAGUUAGGUGACAACCUAGAGACGCUACCGAUGCUAGAUGGGAAGGCUCUGAUGACGUUCAGCGUCGGUGAUAAGGUGAAGGUGAUUCUUGAGGAGGAGGUUCUGAAAGCCAUGCAAGAAGGACACGGAGGAUGGAAUCCCAAGAUGGCCGAGUACAUCGGCAAGUUGGGCUUCGUGCACAGAGUAACGGAACGAGGCGAUAUCCGAGUCCAGUACCCCACUAAGGAUAUCAGAUGGACCUUCCAUCCAGGAUCAUUGAACAAGGUGGAUGUGUUUGCUCAGGGUGACAAGGUACGAGUUAGCUCUGACAUCACAAAGGUAAAGAAACUACAAGCCGGCCACGGAGAAUGGAGCGACAAUAUGCAAGUAACUUUAGGCAAAACAGGAAAGAUUCUCAAAGUUUACCCAGAUGGGGAUCUGAGAAUCUCGAUCGAGGAUCAAGCCUGGACCUUUAAUCCCUCCUGCGUCACCCAAGUUGGGCCUCACGCUCCUGAUCUGAACAACACCCUCGUCUCGGAAAGAGAUGAGGAGCAAUCAGGUCAUCUUCGAUUGUUACUGGACCAAAUCAUCUCUCAUCCGCCAAACAGCGACGCCCCUGCCAAGUUAGUCAGUGAAGCGGCACAAGGCAAUAAAGCUGCAGUUGCUGAACUACUAGUCAAGCAUCCUGACUGGGUGAACUCCAAGAACUCUGGGAAGACUGCGUUGCAGGUAGCGAGCCACCAAGGUCAUCUAGAGGUCAUCAAAGUAUUGCUGAUGAACAAGGCCAGUCUGGAGAUACACGAUCAGGAAGGGGAUACUGCGCUGCAUUACGCUGUCUUCGGAAAUAAGCCGGAUGUAGCCGAAUACCUCUUGAAGAAGAAAGCCAAGAUCGACGCUGUCAACAACGGCCAGUGCAGCAGUCUCCAUGUGGCAGUCAAUAAGAGCUUCACUGCCUGUGUACGAGUGCUACUCAGGCACAAAUGCAACACUAACCUACAGGAUUCGUACGGUGACACUGCCUUACACGAUGCAAUAGCCAAGAAUUGUAAAGAUAUAAUAGAUAUGCUGGUAGAGGCCAGCGGAGCACUUUUCACGCUAAAGAAUCAACGAGGCUUCAAUGUACUACACCACGCUGCCUUAAAAGGAAACCACUAUGCAACUGAGAAGCUAGUCACGCGAGCUAGACAGCUAGUCAACGUGAAGAAGGACGAUGGCUUCUCGGCCCUCCAUCUGUCCGCGCUGAACGGCCACAGGGAUGUUGCAGAUGUCCUUAUUACAAAGGGUCAGGCGGAUAUUGACAUUCAGAAUAGCCGGAAGCAGACACCCUUACUCCUCUCGGUGGGUCAGGGUCACACCAACGUCAUUGAGCUGCUCGUCUCCAGGGGAGCGGGCGUCAACGCAGUCGAUGAGGACGGAGAUACUUGUCUACAUCUUGCCUUGAUGAGGCAGAGUGUCUAUGCAACCGCCGACAGUACUCCAAUUCUGUCCAAGAUCCGUUCUUCCUUACCGCCAAGCAACAACAACAUUGGCACAGGGACAGCAGUUGCCUGUUACCUAACAAUAGAGGGCACUAACCUGAAUCAGAGGAAUACUCAGGGCAAGACGCCUUUGUUUCUUGCCGCAGCUCUUGAAAUGGACAGCCUCCUACAGCAAUGUGCAGAUCUCAGACAACAAAGGCUACGGGAGUCGUCAAAAGAACGCAACUCUCAACCUUCCACUAAACAAAAAUCCCAGCGUAGCCAGGCGCCCAUCGCUCCUGUCACUUCUUCAUCUGGGGACAAUGCAGCCAGCAAGGUACCAGACCCCAAGGCUAGCGCCCAGACUGACGGUGGCAACCUCCGUGCCAUUAUGACGCAGUGCCAGUUGUGUCAGAUGCCAGCCAACUGUCGCUUCAAACCCUGUGGGCACCAGGUUGUCUGUACGGACUGUGCUAAGCUGUUUCAGAAAUGCUCCAUAUGCAAGGUUGAUCUUGAGGUAUCCGUGACAGAGGUUGAGAGAGUAGACGGGGUCACAAAGUGUUCCAAGUGUAACUCUAGAAGUGCAGAUAUCACCUUUCGGCCUUGUGGACACAAGGUUGUCUGCACAGAGUGCUCAGUGAGCAUUAAAGAAUGUACUGUUUGCCGCCGAACCAUUGAAGAAAAGCUAGGAAAAGACGGACAUCAAGUCACUCCAAGAGGGGUGACUGCCGCUGUGGCGCCCGCCGGUACUCAGAAGGGAACCCCGCCUCUGAAGACCAAACGCAAAGGUGCUUCAUCUGAUUCAGCGAUACCCUCCUCAUCCUCGCUUCCUUCCUCCAGCAAGGAGAUCCAGGAACUGAGGCAGAAGAUGCAGGAGCUUGAGGAGGCCCAGCUGUGUAACAUCUGCAUGGAGAAGAAGAAGGACACAGCGUUUCUCUGCGGACACAGCACGUGUAAGAAAUGUUCCAAAACCCUCAAGCAUUGCCCUAUCUGCCGGAAAGCCAUCACGAAGAAGAUUGCACUGUUUUCAGGAUAAACAAAAGAAUAAGCUAGGGUCAAUUUCACAAAGAGUUAGGACUAGGCGUAACUUAGGA